AAUCGCAUACUUUUGUUUCGUCAAAAAAGGAGAAAGCCCAACAGUUCCCACAUUUUGUUCUGUUCGUCAGCGAACACAAGUUAGUUUGUGGAUAAUAAUGUUGAUAACGGUCAGGGAUGCUUCCUUUUCUUCUCCACUCUGUUCUUGGCACCGUCGUUUCAGCACAAAACUCAAAUAUUCAAUUUUCCGAGCGAGUUUUUCUGUCCAGAGGACACCCAACACUACCCUCACAUGGAAUCCCAGGCAUGUCUCCACCUGCUAUGAUGCAUCGAAUUUCGAUCCCUUGGGUAUUAACCCGGAUUUAUCUUCCCGGUUAAAUUCUACUUGGGAGAAUGUAGUCUCCUUGUUUUCGCAAACUUUUGAGAGUGCUUCAAGUACAGACAAGGAAAAGCCUAAUUCUUCACGAGGAAUAGCAGCUGCUAUAGAGGAUAGUUCAAUUGAUUUUGGAGAUUUCUUUAAAGGUCCAUUGCCAGGAAAGUUUCUCAAGCUUUUAGGGUUUCUUGCCUUGUCACGUCUUGGUGUGUAUAUUCCUCUAGGUGGGGUUAAUAGGGAGGCUUUUGUUGGAAAUUUAGAUCAGAAUAGUUUGUUAAGCACUCUGGACUCGUUUUCUGGAGGCGGUAUUGGUAGGCUUGGGAUAUGUUCCCUUGGUAUUGUUCCCUUCAUCAAUGCACAAAUUGUUUUCCAGCUUCUUGCACAGGUAUAUCCAAAGUUGCAAGAUCUUCAGAAAAGAGAAGGUGAGGCUGGAAGAAAGAAAGUUCUUCAAUACACUCGAUAUGCCUCAGUUGGAUUUGCAAUUGUACAGGCAAUUGGCCAAGUCCUCUUUUUACGUCCUUAUGUGAAUGACUUUAGUACCGAGUGGGUUCUUUCAUCUAUUAUCUUGUUGACUCUUGGCUCUGUGUUUACAACAUACAUCGGUGAACGAAUCACAGACCUAAAACUCGGCAAUGGCACCUCUCUUUUGAUAUUUACAAACAUUAUCUCUUACUUGCCAGCUUCUUUUGGUCGAACAAUUGCACAGGCAUUUAACGAUGCUAAUUAUAUUGGACUUGCUACCAUCAUUGUGUCCUUCUUUUUGUUGGUAGUUGGUAUUGUCUAUGUUCAGGAAGCAGAGAGAAAAAUUCCUCUUAACUAUGCUUCAAGAUUCACUAGCAAAACCAGAGGACUUGAAAAAUCUGCCUACUUACCCUUUAAGGUAAAUAGUUCUGGGGUAAUGCCCAUCAUAUUCUCUACAUCAUCAUUAGCUCUUCCCGGUACUUUAGCACGCUUCACUGGUUUGAAUGCAUUGAAGCAAACUGCAGUAGCUUUGAACCCAGGGGGCUCCUUCUAUGUUCUAUUUAACAUACUUUUGAUUGCCUUCUUCAAUUACUAUUACACCUUCCUACAAUUGGAUCCUGAUGAUGUGAGUGAGCAAUUGAAACGACAAGGUGCUUCAAUUCCACUUGUCAGACCUGGCAGAAGUACAGCUGCAUUUAUCAAAACAGUUCUUAGUCGAAUAUCAGUUCUGGGUUCAACGUUUCUGGCUAUUUUGGCUGCUGGUCCAGCAGUUGUUGAGCAGACAACGCACUUGACUGCAUUCAGGGGAUUUGCAGGAACGUCGAUUCUUAUUCUUGUUGGUUGCGCAACAGAUACGGCUAGAAAAGUUCAAGCUGAGAUCAUAUCUCAGAAGUACAAGAACAUAGAAUUCUAUGAUUUCGACAAGUACUGACCAUGAGAGGAUUUUGGUUGUUUAUCCAAUCUAAGCAGAAAUUGUUUUACUUUUUGGCUGGUCAAAAUGUAGCUUCAGAAUACAUAUAGAGGUUGUUUACAAUGGGGAAUGCAUAAAAUGGUCUUGAUGCUCUUUUAACAAAAGGGAGAUGAAUUUACCAUGUUUACCUACUCUAUUGGAAGCAUCUAAUACCCUCCUUGGGAAGUCAAGGUGAAUGAAGUAUGUUGUAAUUUAUCAAUGUAGAUCCGAGGGUAUAUCAAAAUAUCAAAUAUUUCUUAUC
Messenger RNA from Arachis duranensis, 1985 nucleotides. Its product is annotated as preprotein translocase subunit SECY, chloroplastic. The record is from RefSeq and is a predicted model, not a curated record. Gene Ontology annotation, molecular function: signal sequence receptor activity; transmembrane protein transporter activity. Gene Ontology annotation, cellular component: chloroplast thylakoid membrane. The transcript is spliced from 8 exons. Bases 98 to 1705 code for a protein of 535 amino acids. Gene Ontology annotation, biological process: SRP-dependent cotranslational protein targeting to membrane, translocation. NCBI's taxonomy places the organism in Eukaryota, Viridiplantae, Streptophyta, Magnoliopsida, Fabales, Fabaceae.